Molecule: messenger RNA, 3214 nt
Organism: Pseudopodoces humilis (Tibetan ground-tit)
Lineage: Eukaryota; Metazoa; Chordata; Aves; Passeriformes; Paridae
Gene: ELFN1
Product: extracellular leucine rich repeat and fibronectin type III domain containing 1
Cellular component (GO): plasma membrane
Molecular function (GO): protein binding
Source: RefSeq, a predicted model, not a curated record
CAGAUGGCAGGUCGCCGGUGGGCCGCGACGUCAGCCCUCUGCAUGUGCGUGGCGGCCGUGUCUCUCCUGCACGCCGGCGGGGUGCGGGCAGACUGCUGGCUCAUCGAGGGGGACAAGGGCUUCGUCUGGUUGGCCAUCUGCAGCCAAAACCAGCCCCCCUACGAGUCCAUCCCCCAGCAGAUCAACAGCACCAUCGUGGACUUGCGGCUGAACGACAACAAGAUCAAGAGCGUGCAGUAUGCCUCGCUCAGCCGCUUCGGCAACCUGACAUACCUCAACCUGACGAAGAACGAGAUCUCCUACAUCGAGGACGGUGCCUUUUCAGGACAGUUCAACCUCCAGGUGCUGCAGCUGGGUUACAACCGACUGAGGAACCUCACUGAGGGCAUCCUCCGGGGCCUGGGGAAGCUGGAGUACCUCUAUCUCCAGGCCAACCUCAUCGAGACCGUCACCCCCAAUGCCUUCUGGGAGUGCCCCAACAUAGUGAACAUUGACCUGUCCAUGAACAGGAUCCAGAGACUGGACAGCAACACUUUUCGGGGCCUAAACAAGCUCUCUGUCUGUGAACUCUACAGUAACCCCUUCUACUGCUCCUGCGAGCUCCUCGGCUUCCUGCAAUGGCUGGAGGCUUUCACCAACAUGACACGCACCUACGACCGGAUGCAGUGCGACUCCCCGCCCGACUACAUGGGCUACUACUUGUUAGGCCAAGGCCGGACUGGCUACCGCAAUGCUCUGAGCAUGCUCUCUUCCCUUUGCACUGGUGGCUCCUACACUGUGAUCCCUCGUUUUAUCCCUCCCAGGUACCAGGUGACCACGGUGCCCUCCGAAAGCCCCUGCUCCGAGGAGGAGUGCUCCUCUGGCGACGGCACGACGCCGCAGUUCUCCCUGUUCACGCCCAUUGGUGAGACGGAGGUGCGCCCCAACAUCCAGGUGAAGCACCUCAACCACAACUCGGCCGUCCUCACCGUGCAGAUCCCCUACCCCUUCAGCAAGAUGUACAUCCUCUCCCAGUUCGAAAACGGCUUCUCCUCCAUGAUCACCAAGCUCAGGAAGAAGGAGGAGAACAUCACCGUGAGCAACCUAGUAGCACAAAGAGAUUACACCUACUGUGUAGUCUCUGUUCACCAGUACUCCAAGUACAACCACACCUGCGUCACCAUCACCCCCACCAGACCCAACCGCAAGGAGCCGGUGCCCACCCCCUCCACUGCCACCCAUUAUAUCAUGACAAUCCUGGGCUGUCUCUUUGGCAUGGUGAUUGUCCUGGGUGUGGUUUAUUACUGCCUCCGGAAGAGGCGCCAGCAGGAGGAGAAGCACAAAAAGGCUGCCGGCAGCAUGAAGAAGACCAUCAUUGAGCUGAAGUAUGGGCCAGAAAUGGAGACCACCAGCAUCACCCAGCUGUCCCAGGGACAGAUUCUGGGUGGGGAGACAGUGACCCGCAUCCCUUACCUACCUUCUGCUGGUGAGGUCGAGCAGUACAAGCUGAUUGAGAGCAGCGAGACUCCCAAGGCCACCAAGGGCAACUACAUGGAGGUGAGGACGGGUGAGCAGCCUGAGAGGCGAGACUGUGAGCUGUCCCUGCCGCCAGACACCCAGGGCUCUGUGGCUGAGAUCUCCACCAUUGCCAAGGAGGUGGACAAGGUGAACCAGAUCAUCAACAACUGCAUCGAUGCCUUGAAAUCCGAGUCCACCUCCUUCCAAGGGGUGAAGUCGGGGGCAGUCUCCACGGUGGAGCCUCAGCUGGUGCUCUUAUCAGAGCAGAUCCCCAGCAAGCAUGGAUUCCUUUCCCCUGUCUACAAGGAAAGCUACAACCACCCUCUCCAGCGACACCACAGCAUGGAGGCGGCCCCCAAACGCUCCAGCACCUCUUCCAGUGGCUCCAUACGGAGCCCCAGGUCCUACCGCUCUGAGGGAUCGGGCCACAAAUCCGAAGCCAAAUACAUUGAGAAGACAUCCCCCACCACCGACACCAUCCUCACUGUGACACCGGCUGCUGCCAUCCUGCGGGCAGAGGCGGAGAAGAUCCGCCAGUACAGCGAACACCGGCACUCGUACCCCAGCUCGCACCCAGGGGAGCAGCACGACAGCAUGGGCGGGAGGAAACCCUCCAUCCUGGAGCCUCUGACCCGUCCUCGCCCCAGAGACCUGGCCUACUCCCAGCUCUCGCCUCAGUAUCACAACCUGAGCUACACCUCCAGCCCAGAGUACACCUGCAAACCAUCGCACAGCAUCUGGGAGCGCUUCAAACUCAACCGCAAGCGGCACAAAGACGAGGAGGAGUACAUGGCAGCCGGCCAUGCCCUACGCAAAAAGGUCCAGUUUGCCAAAGACGAGGAUCUUCACGACAUCUUAGACUACUGGAAGGGCGUCUCUGCCCAGCAAAAGUCCUGAGUCCUCACAUAACUCGUGACUUAACACACUAACUGGACCAAAAGAAAUCCGCAGCAGCUAUUUUUAUUCAGACUGUCUUUGAAACAAAAUAAAAUUAAAAAUAAAAAAAAAAAAGAGUCAAUAAAAAAAUGAAAGAGAGAACAAAUAAUGAAAAAUCUAUAAAUAUUCUAUAUAAUAUAUAAAGUGAGAUAUUAAAAUGUCCUCACAUUGGUGAGACAUGCACCAAAUUUGAACAUAAACUUUGCAAAACGAACUGUGGAGUGGGAAUAAAAAAAAGUUUUGUUUCAUUCUGAUUUUUUAAAAAAAUAUAAGAAAAAAGAAAAAAUUGAAUAUAAAAUGAAAAUGAAAGAGUGGGCAGAGAGCUGAGGUCUGGCGUUUUCCAAUAUUGCAUUGCAUGAGUCCCUAUUCCGUGAUUUUGUGGAUUCUUUGUGAACAGUUUGUGUUCUUCCUUCCUUCCCUUCCAAAAUCAACAGCGACAAAAACAGCAACAAAAACCAAAAAGAGACCAGAAGGAGCUCCAUCUUUUGGGCUGUUUUUGCAAACGGAGUCUUCCAGUUUAGACUUUUACCCGGUUGAAGGCCCGUUCACAUUUUCACUCACUAAGAGGUUUUACCACACAUUGCAUUGUAAACUGAAGUCGUUAAUUGUACAGAGAAAAUUUCUAUAUUUGCAAUGUUUGCUGUAUAAUGAGAAAGAGAGAGGAGAAAAAAAACAAUACUACAUCUACUAAAAAAAAAUAUAUAUAUAUCUAUAUUCACGUGUUUGUAUCAGGUUUUAAUCAUGGAUUUUAGAGAAAGAGAUGGAGUUUUAUUUGAAGGAA